This is a messenger RNA of Aspergillus tanneri, 2124 nucleotides long. RefSeq names its product TTC39/IML2 family protein (gene IML2). Gene Ontology annotation, cellular component: cytosol; nucleus; mitochondrial outer membrane. The transcript has 6 exons. The record is from RefSeq and is a predicted model, not a curated record. NCBI's taxonomy places the organism in Eukaryota, Fungi, Ascomycota, Eurotiomycetes, Eurotiales, Aspergillaceae. The coding region runs from base 1 to 2124 and encodes 707 amino acids.
AUGCUUCGAGUAGGGUCAUGGCUCUAUGGCAAAAAGUCCGGUGCCAAUGCCUCUACCCAGUCUCUAGACUCGUUGACUGAAUUGCGAGAUCUGGAGGAUGCGAUGAAGGCCGCAACGCUGAUUCUCAACGACGACGUGGAUGGGGCCGAAGAUGGACUCUCGGAAGGAACCUCGUCUUUUCAUAAUCUAGGAAGAGGAGUGGUCGCCUUUAUCCGGGCAACGUUAGGUUUCGAAUUGGAGGUGAUGCGUCAAGCGUCAGAACGACUCAAUGCAGCCGAGAACAGUGCCUACAACGAUCAGCACAAGGCACAACACAGUGCGCAUGCGCCGAAUUCUUACCAUUCACAGAUCUAUGCGCCCGGGACCGAGUUCGCACUCUGUCAGGCCAUGGCGCAGCUCAUGAGUGCCGUGGUCGGAGUGCUCAACGAGAGUCUCACCGAGAGUAUCAAAGGAUUUUAUAAACUAAGAAAAGCUUAUAUAGCCUUGGAUGGGAUUCUGAAAAUGGAACAGAAAUUUACCCAGAUGAGCCGUUCUGGCGACGUGACUCCUGCAGAAUUCGCAAAGUCCUCGAGUCAGCUCUCAGGGCAGGAGUCAACGUCAAAAUCAACCGAAACAGACUCCGUCGAAGCCUCCAGGCUAUCGCAAAAACUGUCCGAUAUUAACGUCUCGGAUGAACCAAAUGGCUCUGAGGAGUCUACAGACGUGUCCUCGACGGACAGUCCUGCAGAUAUGCUGAGCCACGACCCUGAAUCAGACAUCUUCAAAAACCAGAUUGAUGUCUUUGUGCAUUCGGGCUCAAACUUUUGUUUCGGGAUCCUCCUUUUGCUGAUUUCCAUGGUGCCUCCCGCCUUUAGUAAGCUGCUUGGUAUCAUUGGAUUCCACGGGGACAAGGAACGAGGGUUGAGGAUGUUAUGGCAGGCAAGCAAGUUCCACAACUUGAUCGGUGCCAUUGCCGCAUUUGCCCUUCUCGGCUACUACAAUGGUUUCGUGCGAUAUUGCGACAUCAUGCCCGAUCCCCUUCCUGGGGAAGAUGGAGACGUGCAGGGAUAUCCGCAAGAGAGGCUCGAGUCACUCCUGGCCAAGAUGAGGCAACGGUUUCCCAAAAGUCAACUCUGGCUCCUUGAAGAAUCCAGGAUGGAAGGGGCGAAUAGAAACUUGGAGGUGGCGUUGGAGCUUCUUUGUGGUGAGGAAAAAAGUCCACUCCAGCAAGUCGAAGCGCUGCGAGUAUUUGAACGGAGCUUGAAUGCGAUGUACCUUCACCGGUAUGAACUGUGUGCGGAUUCAUUCCUCGAGUGCGUGGAUUUGAAUUCUUGGUCUCGCUCGUUGUACUAUUACAUUGCGGGGUCCUCUCAUCUCUCAUUAUAUCGCAGCGCUGCUGAAACGGACGCUGACCUCGCAGCCAAACAUGCCGAGAAGGCGAUGGAGUAUUUCCGAACAGCCCCUCCUCUGGCAGGGAAAAAGCGGUUCAUGGCGCGACAAUUGCCUUUUGACGUGUUUGUUGCACGAAAGAUCGCCAAAUGGGAGGAGCGCGCCAAGGAGUGGAAGGUUCCAUUGGUGGACGCCGUGGGUGUCGAUCCCAUCGAGGAGAUGAUCUUCUUCUGGAACGGUCAUAGUCGAAUGACGACCGAUCAUCUCGAGGAAUCCCUGCGGAAACUGGCGUGGUCGGAGAGCGACGCGAAUAAGAACUGGACCCGCGAGGGUGCCGAAGAGAAAGCGCUUCUGCAACUCCUGCGUGCCGCCGUCUGGCGCUCGAUGCGUAAACACAACGAAGCCAAGGAGCUGAUCCAAACGUCGGUGCUGAGCCAGGAAAAGUCCGUGUUCACCGGUCAUCUGAAAGAUAACUGGGUGCUUCCGGCGGCGCUUUUCGAAAUGGCCGCGAAUCUAUGGAUGGAACGUCCAGGGUAUAUCGUCCACGGGAAGGAAUCGAGAGAGUUUGUGGAGACGGCAAGGGAUGAAUCUUCUGCCUCGGUGGAACGAAAAAAGGUGCGCGAAUGCAAGGAGUAUCUAGAUAAAGCGUCUCGAUGGGAAAGCUACGAACUGGAUGCCCGUAUUGGACUGAAAGUGACGGCUGCUAUGGAAGCGGUACAUAAGUGGGAGAGUACGCAUACCGCCAGUUCUAAUUGA